Messenger RNA from Candidozyma pseudohaemuli, 684 nucleotides. RefSeq lists its product as uncharacterized. The record is from RefSeq and is a predicted model, not a curated record. The transcript is spliced from 2 exons. Lineage: Eukaryota; Fungi; Ascomycota; Pichiomycetes; Serinales; Metschnikowiaceae. Bases 1 to 684 code for a protein of 227 amino acids.
AUGACUACAGCUCUAGCUUACUAUAAAGCCCUUUAUAAGAAGAUCAAUUGUCUUCCCAUUGAUUUGCGAAGUCUACGAACUGCAAAGUGUAUCGCAAGAGAUGCGUUUAGGGCUGGAAGAGUUGUUCCAAAUAGUCCCAUUGAAGACCCCAAGAGGUACAGAAAGGUGUCUCAGUUGGCAGACUCCGUAUUAAAUGGUGACUUUUACCUACUAUCUCAGCUUUUGGAUCUAAUCUACAAAGAUCCGCUACCGCAGAAGCCUUGGAUCUCCCAGUUUCUUCAGACCAAAUACAGCGCCUUCAAACCAGUGUGGCCUGUUGUCCACCUUCUACACCAAUUCGGUAAAGACAAACACAAGAAUUUAUAUGACAGGGAGCUUCUCAAAAGCACCCCCGAGAGUCAAGAAUUCCUGGUCAUGAAGGAGAUGAAUCUAAGUCUCUCUCCGGAUGAUAUCCCAAUUAAACCAAUACAAAAAGUUCACCACAAUCAAAGCAUUGUCAAUUUGGUGAAGCAAAUGCAAGGCUUUUAUAAAUUCGUUUGCCGACAUCCUGAUGUUUUGCUUGAUCACAAGGCUAAGUCAUUUGAAAUUGUUCUCGAACCCACGCGAUUCGGCUUACCAAAAAGUGUUGCUGCUAGAGAACGGGAUUACAGGACUAAAUUCGACCCAUGCAACGUGAAGAUUUGA